AAAAUAAAUAAUAAUAGAUUUCCUUUAUUAUUUAUUUUAGCAAGGCGUUAUUUAGCUAUUCCUGCUACCUCUGCUGCUAUAGAAAGUGUUUUUUUUAUUUUUAAUAUUAUAACUAAAUCUAGAAAUAGGCUUGAGCCUAGUUUAGUUAAGGAAAUAAUAUUAUUAAAAAGCUGGAUUAAAGAUUUUAAAGAGCUAGAAAAUGAAUAUUCUAAAGAAAAAAAUUAA
This is a messenger RNA of Trichoderma asperellum CBS 433.97, 225 nucleotides long. The record is from RefSeq and is a predicted model, not a curated record. Lineage: Eukaryota; Fungi; Ascomycota; Sordariomycetes; Hypocreales; Hypocreaceae.